AUGGAGGCUGCUGGCAGGUUUUCCCCACAGAAUGGGGACAGGCACGUGCAUGACUAUGAGCAAGGGCAGAGUCCUGAAGUGGAUUCAUCCGCUGCAGAGUCCGAUAACGAUCACUUCAUGGGCUCAAAUGGCUCUCAAGCAUUGCGCGGGACUAAAAGAAAGCGUCCCUUGAUGGUGUCAUGCGAGUUGUGUAAGCAGAGAAAGGUCAAGUGCGACCGAGCUCAACCCAGCUGUGGGUGGUGCGCGCGUAAUGGCCAGGUUUGCGAAUAUAAAGAGCGCAAGAAGCCAGGCUUGCGAGCAGGCUAUGGAAAGGAACUGGAACAAAGACUCGACCGGCUCGAAGAGAUUAUGCAGACACAAGCUCGCUUGAUCGAGAAUCAUAUCAUACGCAACCUUCAACCACAACCAGACCAUAACCGACGUCAGAACGUGCGCGUUUCCUCCUACGUCUCACAUGGCUCACCAUCGGAGCCGUCAACGGCGACAGGGCCGAGUCCUCAGACUUCAGUGUUUGCUGGCGAACCGCCUGCAUAUCCGCUAACACAAAGGCUAGUCGAUCCAACAAUCAAUCAACGCAACGCGAUAAUAGAAAGCCCAACAGCAACAUCCAAUAAGAUACACAACAACUCCAUGCUCUCUAACGGUGUUUCUCACUCUACUCCACACUCCCAGGUUCCAUCAAUUCCAUCGUUACCUGAUCGAAUCGGUGCCGACUUUUCUCACAAUGAUUCUUCAUUGACCAUUCCUGUCAGUCUUUUCAGUAAUCAAGAACAAUCUUUAUCAGAUUCCGAGCUCGACUUGCCACCCUAUGAUUUACUUUAUGCACUAGUGGACCUUUACUUUGAGCACGUCAACAGUUGGUGUCCCAUCCUACAUCGCAGAUCUACCUUGGAUACUUUGUUCGGACCGUCUCCAUUAGAAGAAGCGGAUCGAGUGGUUCUACACGCUAUUGUUGCAACGACUUUACGUUUCUCGGUCGAUCCGCGAUUGAAUGUCGUCAACCGAAAACGGUACCACGAGGCAUCAAAACAAAGAGUCCUCCUUUACGGUCUGGAGAACUCUUCGGCCAAAGCUAUUCAAGCAUUGGUUAUUCUGUCAUUGGAUUUUGUUGGUUCCUCAAACGGACCUCCAGGUUGGAAGCUCCUAGCUUUGAUAGCUCGUUCGGUCGUUCAACUAGGCUUGGCCGUGGAAAGGAAUUCGGCACUCGAUGCAUCACUCUAUCCAUCUAUCUAUACUUUACGAGCAAAUGUUUUGCCUGAUUCCGAGACAUGGAUUGAAGAUGAGAGUCGCAGGCGCUUGUUCUGGAUGGUUUAUUUACUGGAUCGAUACUCAACAAUCGCGACCGCAUUUGACUUUGCUUUGGAUGAGAAGGAAAUCGACCGGAAAUUGCCUUGCCGAGAGGAAUACUUCAUCAGAAACCAGCCAGUUGAAACAAGAUGGUUCCGUGCCGCUGGCGAUCGAGGCGAAUACACUAGCCACGGGGAUAAUGUAGGCUCUUUUGGAUUCUAUAUUGAGAUCCUAGGCAUACUUUCGCGCAUACAUAUUUUCCUCAAACGGCCUGUAGAUAUUGGAGCACUUUCGGACGUUGAAGAAUGGCAAGCGACAUAUCGAAAGCUGGACAGUGAGCUCUCAGCGUGGGAGUUCAAUCUGCCAACAGAAUAUGCUCUUGAGAAUGCAUCUCGUCUGUUCCAAACCUCGAAAACAAAAAAGGGUUUUCAAUGUGACUGGGUGAUGCUUCACGCUACAUAUCAAACAACCGUGAUUCGCCUCCAUUCUUCCGCCGCAUAUCCUACCACACGAUCUCCCAUAUUUACACCCUCCUAUAGUGCCAGUCAGCGCUGUCUAGUAGCGGUCGACAACAUUCUGACAUUGACUCGAUUCGUUGCCGAGAACAACAUGCUUGACAAACUCGGGCCCCCAUUCGCUUUCUCGCUAUGGGUUUCAGCUCGACUAUUGCUCGUUCACGGAUCAACGAUUGCCCACACAGUGAGCCCAGAUAUUUAUCUAUUCGUAGACACACUAGCACAGAUGGGCCACUACUGGAAAGUUGCCGAACGGUACAGCACGAUUCUAAAGCGCGUCCUCGAUGAAUAUGGCGAAUACGAGCAAACGGCAGGCAUCGAAAGCGAGCGCGUCACACCAUCUUCCGUCAAAAUACUAGCAGAUAUGCGGCGCUGCGCGUUUGACCUCGACUUUUUGAUUUCUCGGCAGCCACAGCAUCCUCAUAAUAACAAGGGCGUAUCCGACUCUAAUGGCCUGGUGGCAUUGCAGUCUGCCAACGCCGACGCAGCAGCGAAACAGAACACAGACACUGCCGGCUCCCUUCCCAUGAGCCGAAACCUAACAAACAACGACUUUGAAUACCUUGAUGUAUUUGGAUUCUUCAACGUUCCGCGCGUACCGAACAUGCCUACACCAUUAUCAGCACUGGGCAUGACUACACCCGACGGUAAUGGUCCUCACAGCGCCAACAAUAAUAGUAGUCUGACCACCACCAAUCCCAUGUCUAUACAUGGCCUUACGACGGUGGCGAGCAAUAAUGAAUUUAAUAUUACGAAUUACUUGGUGCCAACCCCAGAGACCGAUUGGUUAUUUCCGCAGCCGCAUGGUUAG
Talaromyces amestolkiae is the source of this 2613-nucleotide messenger RNA. RefSeq lists its product as uncharacterized. Gene Ontology annotation, cellular component: nucleus. Gene Ontology annotation, molecular function: DNA-binding transcription factor activity, RNA polymerase II-specific; zinc ion binding; DNA binding. The transcript is spliced from 5 exons. The coding region runs from base 1 to 2613 and encodes 870 amino acids. The record is from RefSeq and is a predicted model, not a curated record. Lineage: Eukaryota; Fungi; Ascomycota; Eurotiomycetes; Eurotiales; Trichocomaceae. Gene Ontology annotation, biological process: DNA-templated transcription; regulation of DNA-templated transcription.